Messenger RNA from Physeter macrocephalus (sperm whale), 1471 nucleotides. RefSeq names its product tensin-3-like. The transcript has a single exon. NCBI's taxonomy places the organism in Eukaryota, Metazoa, Chordata, Mammalia, Artiodactyla, Physeteridae. Gene Ontology annotation, cellular component: focal adhesion. The record is from RefSeq and is a predicted model, not a curated record. The annotation marks the transcript as partial.
GACGUUUGCCUUUCGUUGGCGUUUGCUUCGCAGGAGCGUAUGUAGAAUUGGGGGACCCUAGAGGCAUCUUUGGCCCUGAUUAUUCUAAGCUGUCUGUUGUGAAUCCAUUUAUUUGUUCAGACAGAAAUGUAGGCCUGUUCCAAGAGCCCGAAGCCCCCUUUCAUGCUUGACUUACAGUCCUUCUCUCCGUCUCUCCUUUUCUCCCCACCAGUGCUGCACACGCAGGGCCCUGUCGACGGCAGCCUUUAUGCCAAGGUGAGAAAGAAGAGCGCCUCGGAUCCCAGUGUCCCAGGUGGGUCCCCCGCUGUCCCGGCCGCCGGCAGCCCAGACCACAGCGACCACACCCUGUCUGUCAGCAGUGACUCGGGCCACUCCACGGCCUCGGUGAGGACCGACAGGACCGAGGAGCACCUGGCUCCAGGACCCAAGAGGGGCCUGAGCCCCCAGGAGAAGGCUGAGCUGGAUCAGCUGCUCAGUGGCUUUGGUCUGGAAGAUUCUGGAAGCCCCCUCAAGGACAUGAGUGAUGCUUGCAGCAAGUACAGUGGGACCCGCCAUGUCGUACCGGCCCAGGUCCACGUGAAUGGAGACAGCACCCCCAAGGACCGAGAGACGGACAUCCUGGACGACGAGAUGCCCAGCCAUGAUCUGCACAGUGUGGACAGCAUCGGGACCCUCUCCUCCUCCGAGGGCCACCAGUCAGCCCACCUGGGCCCCUUCACCUGCCACCAGAGCAGCCAGAACUCCCUCCUGUCUGAUGGGUUCAGCAGCACUGCUGGCGAAGAUCAGCACGGCGCUCUUGCCCCAGAUCUGGGCCUCCCCGUGGAGCCCCCGUACGAGCGGGAACAGGCUUUCGGGAGCCGCGAGCCCAAGCAGCUGCAGCCUGUGCUCAGGAAGCCCUCCGUGCCCAGCCAGACGCAGGCCUACGGGCAGAGCAGCUACUCCACGCAGACCUGGGUGCGCCAGCAGCAGAUGGUGGCCGCCCACCAGUACAGCUUCACCCCCGACGGGGAGGCCAGGCUCGGCGGCCGCGGCACGGCUGACGGUUCCGGCCUGGCGCAGACCCAGCCUAGGGUCCCGCUCACCCCUACCCGGGGGGCCAGCAGCAGAGUGGCCGUCCAGAGGGGCACGGGCCCCGGGCCACAUCCCCCCGACACGCAGAGACCCCCUCCCGGCAAAGCAGCGCUCAAACCCAGGGUUCCAGAUGUCAGAGUCGUGAAUGGUACCGGCCCGGAGCUGAGCACAGACCCUUCCCCUGGCUCACCCACCCUAGACAUCGACCAGUCCAUCGAGCAGCUCAAUAGGCUGAUCUUGGAGCUGGACCCCACCUUUGAGCCCAUCCCCACCCACGUGAACACGCCGGGCAGCCAGGCCAGCGGCCCCGCAGCCCCAGACGGUGUGGGAGGUGGGCUGCGGGCGAGCGGCCGCCUGCAGGACACGGGAGAAGGCCCUGGCAGGGCCCCCGCGAGGCAAG